This is a messenger RNA of Trypanosoma theileri, 486 nucleotides long. RefSeq lists its product as uncharacterized. The coding region runs from base 1 to 486 and encodes 161 amino acids. Lineage: Eukaryota; Euglenozoa; Kinetoplastea; Trypanosomatida; Trypanosomatidae. The transcript has a single exon. The record is from RefSeq and is a predicted model, not a curated record. Gene Ontology annotation, molecular function: protein binding.
AUGUCUUCUCUUGCACAACCGCAUUAUGUACGUUUAAAACGUUACAAUCUUACUAUAUUCCUUCAUUGUGACGUUAAUCACGACACCGUUCAAGCCAUAAAAGAACGGUACGAGAAGUUAACAGGACGUAUAUUCUACAAUGUUCGACUCUAUCUGGGACGACAAAACCUUGAGGAUUUUUCUACACUCUACAAUUGUGGAAUUGAAAGUGAGGGCGCUGAGCUUAUAGUAGUACAUUCAAAGGGUCCCAAGAAUGAUGGAACGGGUGAAUAUUAUUGGGAAGAAAUAGAAGAGGCGAUGAAACCGCCGCCAGCUCCACCUAAAGAAGAGCGGAAUCUAACACAAUCGGGUGGUGAUACAGGAGCAUCCUCUCGUGAGGGUGGAGAACAGACCGAAGAUAACAGCGGUCCUGUGUUAGUUUCACGCUCCGAGGGCGGUAGAGGUCUUCAUUUUGUAGAACCAGAAGUGGAGGCUGUUGACUCUUGA